Glycine soja is the source of this 733-nucleotide messenger RNA. Its product is annotated as glutaredoxin-C5-like. Gene Ontology annotation, cellular component: nucleus; cytoplasm. The coding region runs from base 40 to 459 and encodes 139 amino acids. NCBI's taxonomy places the organism in Eukaryota, Viridiplantae, Streptophyta, Magnoliopsida, Fabales, Fabaceae. The transcript has a single exon. The record is from RefSeq and is a predicted model, not a curated record. Gene Ontology annotation, biological process: anther development; negative regulation of DNA-templated transcription.
UCCUUCUAAUUAACACUUUGAUAAUUGGUUUUGUUUAGUAUGAGGCAAGAGAACAUAAUGCAUUACCACCAAGUGGAGCCUGCUGCAUGGAGCUACUACAUGAGGGUUCAUCGGAGCAUGGAAGAGGACCAGAUGGAGAGAGUUGCAAGGCUGGCCUCACAGAGUGCAGUAGUGAUAUUCAGUGUGAGUAGCUGUUGCAUGUGCCAUGCAAUGAAGAGGCUCUUCUGUGGGAUGGGGGUUAACCCUACGGUGCAUGAGCUUGACCAAGACCCCAAAGGGAAAGAUAUGGAAAGAGCACUCAUGAGGCUCCUUGGAAUUGGAAUCAACUCAACUUCUUCUGCUGUUCCUGUGGUCUUCAUUGGAGGGAAACUUGUUGGCCCCAUGGACAGGGUUUUGGCUUUCCACAUCAGUGGCACCCUUGUUCCUCUUCUCAAACAAGCUGGUGCCUUGUGGCUUUGAAACUAAUUAUAGUAAAACAAAGCACUGUCUAUUGUCUUAUUUGUUUUUUUUUUUUUUUAACUUAAGACAUUGCUUUGCUUAUUAUCUCCAGGAUCCAACAGUAUUACUAUUAUAUCCAUACUUGAGAUUUUAUAUAUGAGUAUCAUUAGCUAACUAGUUUUCCUCCAAAGAUACAAGAAAAAGUAGGAAAAGCAAUUUUCUUUUGCUUUUUUUGUUUGUAGUUUGUGCGAGUUGUGUAGCUUGUAUAAAGAAGCACAUGUUUUAUGGAAAUGAA